ACAAUGCAUGCAUUGACUUUGACAGCUACAAAAAGAAAAAAGGUGCAAAAUUUGGGAUGAUGCUCUUUUGAUUUGGAAUCCUGGAAUCUUACUUUGGUUCUUGUAGUUCUCUGAAUAAUACGUGUAAAUCAAUGUUUAAUACAGAACUCUACUAAAACAAUAAACCGUUUAUAACGAUGGCUGAUGAAGAAAUCAACGGAGACACAGACGACAUUCAGCAUGAUAAAGAUAAGACUCAAAAGAAGACUGCGAAACAUGAUAGUGGAGUAGCAGAUUUAGAAAAAGUCACUGAUUAUGCUGAGGAAAAGGAGAUUUCUUCUCAGGACAUAUCUGGGGCUCUCUCCUUAAUUGGUGACAGAAGAAACAAAGAAGCGGCAGAGCGUUUGGAAAAAGAAAAGGAAUUACAAAAAGUAUCAGUCAAAAAGGAUGACAUAGAAUUAAUAGUGAAAGAAAUGGAAAUCUCCAGAACGUUAGCGGAGAGAACAUUAAGAGAACACAGAGGCGAUGUUGUGGCUGCUCUGACCACUUUAACCAAUUGAACUAUUUAACAAAAUGUUACACUGUAAAAAAAAUGCAAUAGACUUUUCUAUGCCAUAAUGUUGUUUUCGAUGAACUAAUUUUAAAGGACAUAUUAAGGAACAGUUAUUUGUACUGUGUGUCAGUACAAUAAGACCAAUCUCUUUUUGUUGAUGUUGUAGGAAGCGACUAAAAAAUAAAAAGCCCUAACUUGCAUCAAAGGAAUUACAAAGAUGAGGAGGUUCCAGCAGGCAGUAGACUCAAAGUUUUGCUUAACAAUCGUAAUGUGCCAGCAACAUAGCUCCAGUGUCAAUUCAUAGAAAAUGUAUGUACCAUUAUAAUCUUUACAAUCCAGAUGAAACAUGUUCUGGUCGGUCACAUCACAGCUCUGAUGUGUGGGGACAGACCCGUUGGUGUGAGGUGUUCUACAUGUAAAAAAUGACAACAGAGAAUUCAUUGAAAGUCGUAAGAUUUACUUAAAGGCUCGAUUUAUGACAUCACAGUUAUUUCAAUUGGAAAUUCUAUUUUCAAUAGCUACACAUAAAUGUAUAUAUACACGGAAAAUUAAAAUAGCCUACUUAAUGUAAAUUUGUAACACAUUUGUGUUUUUAACAUACUCGAGUCAAUACUAUAAAUUAAGACCUUAAUUGUGACCUUAAUGUGCAGUCGGAAUUUCACCACACUUAUUUGAAACAUCAUAAUCGAAGAAUAUCAUUAUGAUUUGUACAAAAAUACUUUAUGUAUUCAAUAUUUUCACAUUACAUUUAUAUUAUUCUAAACUUUCUAAUUUACU
Amyelois transitella is the source of this 1309-nucleotide messenger RNA. RefSeq names its product huntingtin-interacting protein K. NCBI's taxonomy places the organism in Eukaryota, Metazoa, Arthropoda, Insecta, Lepidoptera, Pyralidae. The transcript is spliced from 3 exons. Gene Ontology annotation, biological process: negative regulation of apoptotic process; protein stabilization. The coding region runs from base 177 to 539 and encodes 120 amino acids. The record is from RefSeq and is a predicted model, not a curated record.